Drosophila subpulchrella is the source of this 2189-nucleotide messenger RNA. RefSeq lists its product as uncharacterized. Lineage: Eukaryota; Metazoa; Arthropoda; Insecta; Diptera; Drosophilidae. Gene Ontology annotation, biological process: regulation of alternative mRNA splicing, via spliceosome. Gene Ontology annotation, cellular component: nucleus. Gene Ontology annotation, molecular function: mRNA binding. The transcript has 9 exons. The record is from RefSeq and is a predicted model, not a curated record.
AUUCGCGCAACGCGGUAUUCUGAGCUUUGGACAAAUGGUCACACUCGCAGUAUUGUUUUUUUCGCGAAUUCAAUUGCAGUUUUUUCGCAAACUUUUAAAUUAAAAGCAAUAAUCGAAAGGGCCAGUUACUAGACCGCAGCUCCGGGGACACGGGCAAGGAAAUCAUGACCGAGAAGUACGACGGCAACGGUGACUUUUCCGCCUUCAAUGACGAUGACAACGACUUCGGCGGCAAGCCUCGCAAAUCUGGUGGUUCUAUUGGAGCACCAGGCGGCGCACACAACGGCGACAGUUCCGCCCACGACCACGGCCAUCAUGGCGGAGAUCCCAGCGGCAGUGUCCAGAUAAACGAGAAGGCCAAUGAGUACAUACGCGAUUGUAUGGCCGAGCGAAAUCGCAUGGACAGGAAGUUCCCCAUUGCCGAGAAGCUGCUGGAGGGCGAGAUUGAAAAAGUUCAGACCACAGGAAGGAUCCCUUCCCGAGAGCAGAAAUACGCGGAUAUCUACAGAGAGAAGCCCCUGCGCAUCUCACAACGAGUUCUAGUGCCCAUUAGAGAGCAUCCUAAGUUCAACUUCGUUGGCAAACUGCUGGGACCCAAGGGCAACUCACUUCGCCGUCUACAAGAAGAGACCCUUUGCAAGAUGACCGUCCUGGGGCGCAACUCCAUGCGCGAUCGCGUCAAGGAGGAGGAACUACGCAGCUCCAAGGAUCCCAAGUACGCUCACCUCAACAGCGACCUGCACGUGGAGAUAUCCACAAUAGCGCCGCCAGCCGAAGCCUAUGCCCGAAUUGCCUACGCCAUGGCCGAGCUGAGGAAGUAUCUCAUACCAGAUAGCAACGACAUCAUCCGACAGGAGCAACUGCGAGAGUUGAUGGACAGCACUAGCCUAAACGACAAUGACAAUGCGAAGAGUGGUUAUAAAAAGACGCCCCACAUGCAAGGAGGUAACAAUGCCAUGGGUGGCGGUUCUAUUAAUGCCAUUGGAGGGGCCAAGAACACACCGCAUCAUAAUUAUAGGAGCUCGCAGCAGACCUCCUUCAGCAAAAAUGUGCUCGCUCCCAAGCAGAAAGUGAUGUCCAUAUUGGAAAAAGCCAGGACUGCCAUGGAUGAAACGUAUGGUCGCGGCUAUGACGACGGCAUUGGCUACGAUCCGCACCAAUCGUACGAUAGCUACUCCUAUGGUAGUCAUGGUCAUGGACCCCAUGGACCGCCGGCUAACAUCUUGGGCGGGGUGGGAGGCAUCAGCGGUGGCGGAGGGCGCGGUGGACACUACGAAAGCUCAGACUACGAGCCAGAUUAUGGAAGACGAGAGUACUACCAGCAUUCGCCCGGCUAUUCAGCUGGCGGCGGCGGAGGCGGAGGUCUGGGCACCGUCGGCGGUUCCCAAUCAAAUGCCAUCGGCGGCUCUGGCCUCAGUUCCAACCACAAUCGCAGCCAUGUUAACAGGUGAAACUUGCUGGACCCCAGCAGUGCCAGCGGAGGUCGAGCCACCAAUCCAGCGGCAACCACCCAAAAUCUGACCAUGAAAUCCCAACCCAAUAGCAACAACAACUUUUUGCCCAAUCACGGAGCAAGUGAGUGCCACACUGGCAAGAGCAUAAAUCCCAACUACUACUACAAUUCCAACGGCAGUUCCAAGCUAAAUCAGCAACAACUUCAGCAAUCGCAACCAAAUCUCCCACCGCAGCUAUCAGCCCACAACAGCAGCAGCAGUAACAACCGCAACAUCAGUAACAAUAACUCGAGCAACAACAAUAAUUGCAAUAGCAACUUUCACCCCAUGGGUGACAAAAACUCCAACGACGUUGCAUUUCUAUCCUCCUAUCGACUUGGCCCAAUGGAUGGCCAAAAGAGUGCCAACAGCAACAACAUCAACAAUCACACAUUAGGCAGUAAAAACCACAACAACAACAACACCACCACAACAACCGCUUCAGUGCCCAAUAUGCUAUUAGUAAGACCUGCUAAUCCUUCGCUACAUAUUGGCACAUUUCCGUUCUUGCCCGUGCAGUUUUUCUGAACCCAACAGAUACAACAACUACAACCAGAUCAACCACAUCAACAUCACAGAAACUUUGUACACUUGAGUUCAUAAGGUUAGAGGAAGGCGUGGGAGGAGUAUUUACAAAAUGGACAAAAUGAACUUUACGAUAUAUACCACAUACAAAACAUAUACAUAACAAAUAUA